CCUAUGAAGCUGAAUACAGAACUAUUAGACGAAGUAGACAAGAAACGAGUUUGUUGUUUGACCAGUUGCCUUUAUAACGAAUUUAACACGAUCUAUACAUUUUAUAUUGAAGUCGAAGCACUCCGAUUUUUAAGAGAAACUGGUAAUGCAAAUUGUUUGACCCGACAAGAUCCAGAAUGAGACGGCGAACACAAGCCUGCGCGAAGGUAACAGACUCGAGAGUAUCAGCCCAGCUCAGACACCUUGGCAGAAUGUACCCAAUGGAUCCAGAGAGGCGCAGUCACCAGAGGGAGUAUGAAGAACCAGAGAGGCACAGUCACCAGAGGGAGUAUGAAGAACCAGAGAGGCACAGUCACCAGAGGGAGUAUGGAGAACCAGAGCGAUGCAGUCAGCGGAAGGAGUAUGGAGAACCAGAGAGGCGCAGUCACCAGAGGGAGUAUGGAGAACCAGAGAGGCGCAGUCACCAGAGGGAGUAUGGAGAACCAGAGAGGCGCAGUCACCAGAGGGAGUAUGGAGAACCAGAGAGGCGCAGUCACCAGAGGGAGUAUGGAGAACCAGAGAGGCGCAGUCACCAGAGGGAGUGUGGAGAACCAGAGAGGCGCAGUCACCAGAGGGAGUGUGGAGAACCAGAGAGGCGCAGUCACCAGAGGGAGUAUGGAGAACCAGAGAGGCGCAGUCACCAGAGGGAGUAUGGCGAACCAGAGAGGCGCAGUCACCAGAGGGAGUAUGGCGAACCAGAGAGGCGCAGUCACCAGAGGGAGUAUGGCGAACCAGAGAGGCGCAGUCACCAGAGGGAGUAUGGCGAACCAGAGAGGCGCAGUCACCAGAGGGAGUAUUGCGAACCAGAGAGGCGCAGUCACCAGAGGGAGUAUUGCGAACCAGAGAGGCGCAGUCACCAGAGGGAGUACGGCGAACCAGAGAGGCGCAGUCACCAGAGGGAGUACGGCGAACCAGAGAGGCGCAGUUACCAGAGGGAGUACGGCGAACCAGAGAGGCGCAGUUACCAGAGGGAGUACGGCGAACCAGAGAGGCGCAGUUACCAGAGGGAGUACGGCGAACCAGAGAGGCGCAGUCACCAGAGGGAGUACGGAGAACCAGAGAGGCGCAGUCACCAGAGGGAGUACGGAGAACCAGAGAGGCGCAGUCGGCGGAAGGAGUAUGGAGAACCGAGCUCAGGACAAUGGAACGAUAGCCUUAAGAGAGACAGCGGCCAGGCUAUGGCCAGAGAGCUCUACAGUGAAUACUCCAGCAUGAGGAGGACUAGAGAAGGUUGGGGGGACUAUGGUGCUUCCUCUGAUAUGAGCUACAUAAUGGACCCAUCGUCCAGAGACUGGAGCGAAGCCUCAUUGAGGGGUAGUGCUGCUCCCUUCUCCCCAGACACAGAUGGGGACGUUGAUGGAGAUCCUGUGGAGCCCAGUGUGGAGGACCUGGAGCUCAUAGAGGAGAAGAGAGCUGUUCUUGCUUUGCAAAAGGUUAAACGCGGAGCUAAGGACAUGCCUAAAACACAGACUGCAUACACAACAGCGAAGGGCAUGUCUAAACAGAGGAAGGCGAACAAUAGAACAUUCAACAGUAAUGUCGCGGACCAGUCGUCACGCAUACCUCUUAAACGGAGGGUGCUGGACAUUCUGAGUAAGGAUACCCCUCCCGAGCUGAAGAAACAAAACAAGAUGCGAGCAUUGGAGCUGAUGAUUAGCGCUCCCCUAGAAAAUGAAGAGGCCCGUCUUCUGAGACUGAGGGUUUUAAUGAACCAGCGACGCUAUCCCGACAAUGAGGUGGUCCCGAAUGAUAAACUGCAAAUUCAGAGGCCAGUUCAUUCACUCAGGACACAGGAGAAAGACAUAGCAGCCACAGGCUUCCAGCGCUUCCUCAAUGUCCUCAAUGAAGGGGUGGACCUCAACAAGCUCUCAAAGAUCGUCAACAACAAAAAUGGGUUACUCAUUGUGGGCGAGGAGCUACCACAAGUUUGGCCGACUCUGCCCGAGGGUCAUGUUGACUCCAGCAGUAGAUCCAAGUCUUCUCUAGUUGAGGAGAAGACGAAGGUGAGGCUUGAGGAUGAGCAGCGGCACGAGCAGAUGCAGACCCUGCUGGAGAUCGUUGGGCUGGACUUGGGGGUUGAGGAGUUGGGUCAGCUGACAGACAGGACCAAUGACAGGCUGUAUGGGAAGAUGGGAGACUUGAAAAGGAAGGAGUUUGAGAAUGAGAAGGGGAAAAGAGAAAAAGGAAAGCGAGCCUUCAUUUAAACAUCUCAGUACUUCCUCAUUACCAUCAGACAGCGCCAGCCCCCUUCUAAACCAGCACUCAAACAUGACCGUUGAAUACAGCAGCUCUAGUAACAGGGUAUGGGACAUAGAGACAGGGACAGAUCUGAGAGGGACUGCCACCGAAACUCUGGGCAAGGACAGAGGGAGGGAGGAGGAUAUAGUCAGAUAAAUGGACACAUCUGAAAGAGAUGGAGAGGGAGAUAGUCACAGACACUCUAGUACCAGAGAUCGGGACAGAGAGGGAGACGAGGACAGAGUCAGAAAAGGGGACAUUCCUGCGAGAGAGAGAUACGGGCAAAGAUGCUCUCGUACCAGAGAGAAGGACCGAGUCAGAGAAAGGGACAGAUCUGAGAAAAACUGAAAGGGAGACGGGCACAGAUACUCCAGUACCAGUGAGAGACAAGGACAUACCGGUAGUCAGAGAAACUAACAGAUCAGAAAGGAACAGAGAUAAAGACCGGGACAAAGACCCAGAGAAAGACUGGGACGGAGGCCAAGAGGGAGACCGGGACAGAUCUGAGAGACACCGGGACAGACUGUGACGGAGGCCGAGAGGGAGACCGGGACAAAGACCCAGAGAAAGACUGGGACGGAGGCCAAGAGGGAGACCGGGACAGAUCUGAGAGACACCGGGACAGAGACCCAGAGAAAGACUGUGACGGAGGCCGAGAGAGAGACCGGGGCAGAUCUGAGAAAGACAGAAACCGAGAGAUAGACAAGGACAUAGACAGGUGGCUGCAAAGGACCAGAGACAAACGUUCUGGGACCAGAAACUGGGACACCGACAGCAACUGUCACACUAUUACUAGAGACUGGGACAUAGAGAGAUCUGAGAGGAUUAGGCAUGGGGAUGAGUCUAUAGACGGCUCCAUUGAGCUCUACUCAUACUCCAUGGACCCUAUAUACCCUGUUUGCCAUCAUAGAUGCAUGAGGAGGAUGAGAAUCUACUGCCCCACCCAGUACUCUCCGUAUAUGGCAUACCACAGCAGCCCCUACACCAUUGCCUUCCCUCCAGGGAGGGGUUAUCCCCCUGGUACCAUGCCCCCCUGAUACCACGCUUCCUGGUAUUAUGUCCCCUGGUACCAUGCUUCCUGGAAUCAUGCCCGCUGUUGCCAUGCUGCCUGGUAACAAGCCCCUCCUACCUAACCCCCCCCCCCCCCCAUAUUACUCUAAUGGAACCACAGCCUUAAACCAGACAUAUGCAUACACCGAGCCUGCUAGCAACCUCCAGCUCACAUCUACCCAGCCUGCUAGCAACCUCCAGCUCUCAUCUACCCAGCCUGCUAGCAACCUCCUGCUCUCAUCUGCCCAGCCUGCUAGCUACCUCCAGCUCUCAUCUACCCAGCCUGUUAGUAACCUCCAGCUCACAUCUACCCAGCCUGCUAGCAUACUCCAGCUCACAUCUACCCAGCCUGCUACUAGCAACAUUCAGCUCACAUCUACCCAGCCUGCUAGCAACCUCCAGCUCUCAUCUACCCAGCCUGCUAGCAACCUCCAGCUCACAUCUACCCAGCCUGCUAGUAACCUCCAGCUCACAUCUACCCAGCCUGCUAGCAUACUCCAGCUCACAUAUACCCAGCCUGCUACUAGCAACAUUCAGCUCACAUCUACCCAGCCUGCUAGCAACCUCCAGCUCUCAUCUACCCAGCCUGCUAGCAACCUCCAGCUCGCAUCUACCCAGCCUGCUAGCAACCUCCAGCUCACAUCUACCCAGCCUGCAAGUAACCUCCAGCUCACAUCUACCCAGCCUGCUAGUAACCUCCAGCUCACAUCUACCCAGCCUGCUACUAGCAACAUUCAGCUCACAUCUACCCAGCCUGCUACUAGCAACAUUCAGCUCACAUCUACCCAGCCUGCUAGUAACCUCCAGCUCACAUCUACCCAGCCUGCUAGCAACCUCCAGCUCACAUCUUCCCAGCCUGCUACUAGCAACCAGCCUGCUACUAGCAACAUUCAGCUCACAUCUACCCAGCCUGCUAGUAACCUCCAGCUCACAUCUACCCAGCCUGCUAGUAACCUCCAGCUCACAUCUACCCAGCCUGCUAGCAACCUCCAGCUCACAUCUACCCAGCCUGCUAGCAACCUCCAGCUCACAUCUUCCCAGCCUGCCAGCACUCCAGCGGUCUUAAGUCAGAGAUGCACAUACAUCCAACCUGCUAGCAACCACCAUCUCACAUACACCCAGCCAGCUAGCAACCACAAGGAAAAGAGACAAGCAUGCAGAAGCCGUAGUGAAAGUGUCCUGUCAGAUGGUGACAAAGAAGUCCCCCGCGGUAUUGACCACUCGGAUAGCGACAAAGGAGUCCCCCUCUGAAACAGGGCCUAAGAAAGAACUAGAAGGCGAGGAACCACAUGCUGACGCUGCAGAGAAAGUGGCUCCUCAGGUGACUGCAAUGGACUCUGCGGUCCCCUCUGAAUAAAAUCUGCUAAAAAUGUUGUAUCCAGGUGUCUUCAUGAGGAUUCUAAUCGGAUGUCUAAAGAGGCAUCAGUACAAGAUGAAAGGGAAGGGGAAGCAUCUUGCAAAGAGGAGGAAAAAGGCUUGCCAGUACAAAGGGAAGACGCCACUUGUACACACUAAGGAGAAAGUGCCUCUAGAGGCUGCAAAGGACUCAGGGGACCCCUCUGAGCCAAAGCCCAAGAAAAAUAAAAAAUAAACACUAGAGGAAAAAGGAGAGAUAUUCAUAACGGUACACAGAACCUAUUUGACAAGGGGGAAACUGUCAAAGGCAAAAGCAGAUGCUAAAGGCACUGAGGCCAAUUCUGAACCAGCACCCAAGAUGGAAGGGGAGGGAGGAAUGACAGAAGGGAAGGAACUGCUUGCAGACACAAUAGAGAAAGUAGUUCCUCAGUUGAUUACAAAUGACUCUUGGCUUCCCUCUGAACCAGGGCCCAACAAAAAAACAGAAAGAGGAAACUGUUUGCAGAUCAUAUGGAGAAAGUGUCUGCAAAGAGCCCUCAGGCCCUCUUGGAACCAAAGGCCGAGAAGGAGAGGACGACGCAAUUAAAGAUGGCGAGAAACUGCUAGCAGACCUUGUGGAGAAUGUGGCUAUAAUGGGCCCUGGCUUUCUCUCUGAACCAGAGGCUGAGAAAGAGACGAGGGGAGAAACAACAAGUUCUCCCUUGGUUAUCUGAAAUACCCAUGUUUUCACUAAGAUGAGGUUCUGUUGACCUUUUAUCUACCUAUGACUUGGCGUUCACCAUUCAACCACAUUUUGUCCUUGUUAUGGCAAAGCCUUUUAAUGACAUUGAAUUUCUUAAAUGUUCCUCAACUUGAAGAGUUCAAGCUGAAGAUAGGCGCGCCUAACGCAGCCUCAAAGGAUGGCUAGCUGUUAUCUUCACUGGGCGUCAUGAGCUCAUCUCCCACUAGAAUAGAACCUGCUGCUGACCCAUCCAGACCCUAUGGACAUCAGUUGGCUUACGUUGUUACCUAUCAACCAUUUUAUAGAUUUGUAAUGACACUAACAAAGGAUUUGUUAAAGUUGAGCCUUGUCCUUAAAUGCUUCACAUUGAAGUUAUUUUCAGUGUAAUUUAUUGGUAUUGUGUGUAUGUGGUAGGACCUAGGCCGCUCAUAUAUGCUAAGUACCUUUAGCGUCUACUGACGAUAGUAUCUUCUGGCCGGGGGAGUUUUAUUAAGACCCCAGACACUUGCACUAAAUGUUAACAUGCAUCAUUUCACACAUCGUUUGCGGUACGAUUUUGGAAACAUAAGGAACUAUCUUACACAUCAGUGGAGAGAAACAAACGCCCGUUUAUUGGGUUAGGGUUCCCCCACGGCCAUAUUUCCAUGUUCCAGUGCUGGUUUACGGAAAACGUACAGAGACAGUUGACUACCUGUGCUAAUUAGCGAUCUGCGUCUCCAAAAACCUGUGUAGAAACGGAAGAUGGACACCACAAACUCAUCCCCGAAAAAUACUGUCGGCUGCAACUGUUAAAACCGGUUUUAUAAACUGGGUGGUUUGAGGCCUGAUUUCUGAUUGGCUGAAAGCCAUGGUAUAUCAGACCGUAUACCACAGGUAUGACUAAACAUUUAGUUUUACGGCUCUAAUUACGUUGGUAACCAGUUUAUAAUAGCAAUAAGGCUCCUCUGGGGUUUGGGAUUAGGACCAAUACCACUGCCAAGGGCUGUGUCCAGGCACUCUGUGUUGCGUCAUACAUAAGAAAAGACCUUAGCCGUGGUAUAUUGACCAUAUACCACUCUUCCUCUGGCCUUAUUGCUUUUAUAACACUGGAGUAAAUUUAUAUUUUGCAUAUGAAAGUAGAUGGCUUUAUGUUUCUAGAACCGUACCUCAAUUUAGAUGGAGUAUUUGGCUGCCAGAGACAAUUUGCCUGUUUAUAAACCAAAUAAGGGCGUGGAGUUUACUUGGUCUGGUCAUGUGGUCAGGAAACACUCCUGGCCCUGGACAUAGUACAUGUGUAUCAAUGCGAUGAAAAGACUAGCGGCGGAAUUAUGUUUGUAAGUUGUCAUGCCUGAUAGCUAAAAUAACUGCCAUUGUUUCAUUCCCCAGUUCAGUCAGCCCACCGAUUUCUAUAGAUCAUCUUUCACUUUGUAAAUAUGUAAUUGAAUAAAAUAUUCUGUCUAAUAUUGUAA
Messenger RNA from Oncorhynchus mykiss (rainbow trout), 6852 nucleotides. RefSeq lists its product as uncharacterized. Gene Ontology annotation, cellular component: cornified envelope. NCBI's taxonomy places the organism in Eukaryota, Metazoa, Chordata, Actinopteri, Salmoniformes, Salmonidae. The record is from RefSeq and is a predicted model, not a curated record.